This is a messenger RNA of Gamsiella multidivaricata, 3306 nucleotides long. RefSeq names its product CNH domain-containing protein. Gene Ontology annotation, molecular function: guanyl-nucleotide exchange factor activity. NCBI's taxonomy places the organism in Eukaryota, Fungi, Mortierellomycota, Mortierellomycetes, Mortierellales, Mortierellaceae. The transcript has 10 exons. The record is from RefSeq and is a predicted model, not a curated record. The coding region runs from base 1 to 3306 and encodes 1101 amino acids. Gene Ontology annotation, biological process: intracellular signal transduction.
AUGCCACCGACUCAGCCCAACAUAUCCCGACUGCAAGGGGAGCGCUCUCAGUCGUUUUCUUCCUACAGUCCACCCUCUUUUGAUCUCCACGCACGACAGGCGGCCCUUCAGGGCUCUGUGUCUUCGGGCGCAUUAGGCCCACUGGUUGUCAAGAAACCUCCAAUUGUUUACCCUGCUUUGCUUUCGCGUGUUGCCAACGCAUUUGUGCAGCGGAUCACGACAUCCUCACGCAUCAAGGAUUCAAUCGAGUACAAGGAUUGCUUUGAUGGACGAGAUGCAGUGGACAAAAUCGCAUUUAUUAUCAAAACUACGGAUAGGAACUUAGCACUACUGCUAGGUCGAGCGCUUGACGCGCAAAAGCUGUUCCACGAUGUCACGUACGAUCAUCGCCUGCGGGACAGUGUCAACGAGCUGUACCAGUUCCGCAACAAGUUGAUUACAGGAGGGCCUCGCAUCCGCUCCAUAGAGUCGCACGAAUACUCUGGCAGGCCAUCGUACUCGUCAUCAGAACCCAUGGAUGAUGUGGAUGCUGUGAACGGCGUUUUCACGCUAUUGACCGACUGCUAUUCGCCAACCUGCACCCGUGACAAGCUAUGCUACAGUAUCGCGUGCCCUCGUCGUCUGGAACAGCAAUCUCGAUUGAACUUGACACCCAACGGUGGUCUGAAGCGCGCUUUGAGCAGAUCGUCUUCAAAGGAAAAGAAGGAUCAGCGUCUUUGGAUCACAUCAGUGCCAAAGGAAAUCUCGGAUGCCUGUUCUUUAGAAGAAAAGAAACGACAAGAAGUUAUUUUCGAGUUGAUCUACACUGAGAAGGACUUUGUAAACGAUCUGAAGUACCUUAACGAUAAAUGGAUCACGCCUAUUCGUAAUCUGGACCUCCUCCCAGAAUCCCGAAGGGAGGCUUUCAUUGACAGAGUGUUUUACAACAUCAAGGACGUUUACGCCGUCAAUUCAAAACUGGGAGAGGCACUUCUCAAACGGCAGCAGGCUUACGCAGUUAUACCCGAGGUGGGCGACAUCUUCCUGGAGCAUGUCGUCAAUUUCUCUCCCUUUGUGCUCUACGGAGCAAACCAGAUUGAGGCCAAAUACGAGUUUGAGCACGAGAAGAACACGAACAGCGCCUUUAGCAAGUUUGUUGAGGAAACGGAGAGGAGACCCGAGUCGAGGAAACUGGAGCUGAACGGAUAUUUGACCAAGCCGACAACCCGUCUUGGCCGCUACCCUCUGCUGCUAGAGGCUGUCCUCAAAUAUACCCCAGAAGAGAACCCUGACAAGAAGGCGAUUCCCCAAGUCGUCAGCAUCAUCAAGGACUUUUUGCAGAAGGUCAACCUUGAGUCUGGCAAAUGCGAGAACGCAUUCAAUUUAAGACAGAUCAACAAGGGUCUACAGUGGAAGAGUGAACCCAUGGAGUUGAAUCUUCUUGCCAAGGACCGCCAGUUGAUCAUGAAGGGACCGCUCAAAAAGAAAGGAACAAGUUCAGAGCAUGCCGACCUUUACGUGUUUGUGUUUGAUCAUGUAUUGCUCUUAACCAAGGAAAAGAAGGGCAAAGGCGGAGAGGGCUACAAAGUACAUAAACGACCUAUCCCGCUCGAGUUGUUGACUCUAUCGACGAUGGAGGAGCCGGUUAUGAAGUCUUCUCGCCGAACAUCAUCGCUCAUUCCACACAAGUCAUCGUCACACACCAGCAACGUGGUCUCCAAAAUAACGCCCACCUCUGGUCCGCUGUCCAAGAUCACGUCCGAUUCCAAGUCCGGGUACCCGAUCGUGUUCACCCACAUUGGAAGAUACGGUGGUUCAUUCACACUGUACGCGACGACCCACGCAGGAAGGAAGAAUUGGAUGGACAAGAUCCAGAAACAGAUCCAGGCUCUGAAGAACAAAGCAGAUUCGUGGAAACUGCUGCCUGUUUCUGAGAGAUUCUUCUCAGCCAGCAACAAGGUCAACUGCUCUUCAACCUAUGACAAUGGAAGACGACUCGUUAUUGGAACGGAUGCUGGUGUGUAUGUCGGCAAGCCCAAGGGUCAGUUUGUCAAGAUAAUCCCUCGCGAACGUGUAUCGCAGGUCGAUGUGUUGGAGGAUGAGCGCAUCCUCCUUGUGCUGGCAGAGAAGCAUCUGCUCGCUUACGGUCUUGAAGCCCUAGAUGCGAACGACCCUAACUCCCCCAACAAGAGGGCCAAGAAACUGGGUUCUUCGGUCAGUUUCUUCAAGACUGGAAUUUGCCAGAACAGGACGCUUGUGGGCAUCGUCAAGAAUUCAAGUAAUGCGCUUGACCAAAGCUCUACCAUUAAGACCCUGGAGCCUAUUGAGCAAGACAGCUCCAAGAAGAACAAGCACAGCUUGCGUACCAUGCUUCGUGGUGGCAACACAGAACUUUUCAAGCUGUACAAGGACUUUUACAUUCCACGCGAGACCAAUUCGCUUCAUUUCCUGAGGAAUACACUCUGUGUUGGAUGCAGCAAGGGCUUCGAGUUGAUCGAUCUCUCCAAUCUGAAUACUCAAGAUCUGUUGGACUUUAGUGAUCCAACAUUGGACUUUGUCCACAAAAAGGACGAGAAUCUCAAGCCAUUGGCCAUUUAUCGCAUCGGCUCUGGCGACUCGUUUACUUUCUUGCUUUGCUAUGAAGAAUUCUCAUUUUAUGUUGACAAGACUGGUCGUCGCGCACGGAAUGGGUGGAUUAUCCACUGGGAGGGCGUGCCGACGUUCUGCGCACUCUCUCUUCCAUAUGUCAUCGCAUUUGACCCAUCGUUUAUCGAGAUCCGACACGUUGAAACGGGUGAUCUUGUUCAAAUCAUUCCAGGCAACAAUAUCCGGUGCCUCUACCAUAUUGCCAACCAGCCUGGAGCCAUUCACGUUGUCAUGACUGAUGAGGAAGGCGACUACCAGACAAUCACACAGCUCUGCCGGGAGUCCCAAAUCGCAGGUCUUCUGGGCAAGGAUGACUGUGAGGAGGAGGAGUCACUGCCCACGUACAACCCGGCGACGAUUGUCGAGGAAGAGGAAGGGUCGUAUAUGCCCGAGGAUGAGAAGGAAAGCGCCAUGUUGGAUGACGAUGAUGAUGAGAGUGGAAACUAUAGCCCGAUGGAAGGACCGUAUCCGCACCAUCCCAGUGGUCUUAACCGGGCCGUGAACCGACUGACGCUGGAUUUCGGCGAAGGGUUCGAUUUUGGAUCGAACUCGCCAGAGAGUCCACAGAGCUUCCAAGAGAUCCUGGAUAUUGGAUCUUCAACAGCAGCCCAUAGUGGUGGAUCCUCAAGUUCGUUGUCGUUGAGGGACGAUAGCGAUGGGCAACGUCCAACGUACAUAUAA